This is a messenger RNA of Myotis davidii, 5037 nucleotides long. RefSeq names its product choroideremia-like (Rab escort protein 2) (gene CHML). Gene Ontology annotation, biological process: small GTPase-mediated signal transduction; protein geranylgeranylation; vesicle-mediated transport. The transcript has 2 exons. NCBI's taxonomy places the organism in Eukaryota, Metazoa, Chordata, Mammalia, Chiroptera, Vespertilionidae. The record is from RefSeq and is a predicted model, not a curated record. Bases 1194 to 3155 code for a protein of 653 amino acids. Gene Ontology annotation, cellular component: nucleus; cytosol; Rab-protein geranylgeranyltransferase complex. Gene Ontology annotation, molecular function: GDP-dissociation inhibitor activity.
GGGCUCAGCGAGGGGGAGACCUGGCGCCUCUUCCCUGCGGCGCCACCUGGGCCCCAAUCCCAUCCAGCCGGGCCCCCAAAGGGUGCGGAUCGGAUGGGGCCCUGAGCGCCUGAGGGUCCUGGAACUCAGAUGGAAAACACUGCAGUCGCGUCCGCUUGGACACUCCCUCCCCCAGUGGUUGCGUUGGGAUUUCAGACAUUUUCAGACCGACAGGGGAUAGCUGUCCGGCUACGUAUGUCCCAGACGCUGCACGGGACGCCCUCGGGCUGAAUUACUGGCUGGUGCGUCUGCUUGUGUGUUUGCCGGCGCUGCAGGGAGGGAGGGGCGCUUCCUGCUCAGUGGCCGCGGCGCGGAGAUCGGGGCUGCACCGGGGACAGUGCUUGCCCUGCGCCGCUUCCCAUAACCACUGGCUACCGGCUGGCGUGGAGGCCCGCCCCGCGGUCCUGGCCGUCCCGCCCGCUGGCACAUCUGUGCGGCCGCUGUGCAGCCUCCAUCAGCCCGGGAUCCCUUCCCACCCGCUUUCUCCGGUGGCUUUUACCGGUUUUGCAAGACUGGGAGCCCUGGAGCUUUCUGUGCAGAGCUAGGCGGUGCUGGUCCCCCGGUAACUAGGUGGCUGGCUGGUCACCGAGGCCGCUGACGCUGUUUUCCCAGCUCCGUGGGUCCCUGAGGCAUUUCGCCCUUGGCCUGCUCAGCUCACACUGGGCGCUCCACGGCGGGGGCGUGACUCGAGGGCGCUUGGAGGGCUGUUGUCGGAGGGAACCCCACCUGCGGCAUUGCCUUUACUGUCUGAUGAACCGGCCCCUUUAACAAUUCCUCGUAGGAUGGGCGCACGUCGACUUGGGGGAAGCCGGCAGCUGCUCCCCUGAAUCAGAUCCAGAAGAGUUCCAGUCACAAAUGCAUGUGUGAUGCACUUUGACACGUACUGCUAAGAUGAAAUGCAGAAAUGGAAGCCACACGUCCGUGUUAGUACUCUCAGAUGUGAUUAGAUGUACUUUAUCAUGUUUUUAUGCUACUGACCUAGAAAAAAAUUAAAAAGGGUAACAGACAUCUAGGACCUGCGACCUGGAUACUUCUGAGAUGACCUGGGACUUCACAAGGAGAGAUUUUAUCUCAGCCCAUUCACACCUCAUCUGAGCCCUCUGGAUUCAUACUCAUUUCCUUCAUUGGCACUUGUCACCACUUAAUCUCCCAGGAUGGCGGACAGUCUCCCUACAGAGUUUGAUGUAAUUAUCAUAGGGACAGGUUUGCCUGAAUCCAUCCUUGCGGCUGCAUGUGCAAGAAGUGGGCAGAGAGUGCUACAUGUUGAUUCGAGAAGUUACUAUGGAGGAAACUGGGCUAGUUUCACCUUUUCAGGAUUGCUCUCCUGGUUGAAGGAGUGUGAGCAGGACAGUGAGGCUGGGGACAAAAGCACGGCUGCCUGGCAAAACCUGAUCCAGGACACAGAGGAAGCCAUCGCUCUGCGUGGGAAGGAUGACACCAUUCGACACGUAGAAGUGUUCUGUUACGCCAGCGAGGACACGGGUGACAGUGCUGAAGAGAUUGAUGCUUUGCAGAAAAAUCCUUCCUUGGUAGCGUCUAGUACCCUCACCAAACCUCUGGAUGCUGCAUGUCUGUCCGAAGAAACACACUCAGACAGUACUAGCCCCGAAAUGCCUGCCAAAGACACUCCGCAACACGAUGGAGAAAUUUUACCAGAAGUAACCGAUAGAGAGGAAACUGAGGUGAAAGAAAAGGAUUGUGGAGAGAAAACUUGUAUACACACAGUUUCAGACGGAGCUAAGGAUGAAAAUAAACCUGUGGUAGAAGACAACGCCGGUCAACCAAAGAGAAAUAGGAUUACUUACUCUCAGAUAGUUAAAGAAGGCAGGAGGUUUAAUAUCGACUUGGUCUCAAAGCUGCUGUAUUCUCAAGGCUCCCUGAUCGAUCUUUUGAUCAAAUCCAAUGUUAGUCGCUACGCUGAAUUUAAAAAUGUCACCAGGAUUCUCGCAUUUCGAGAGGGGAAAGUAGAACAGGUGCCGUGUUCCCGAGCAGAUGUCUUUAACAGCAAAGAGCUCACCAUGGUAGAAAAGAGGAUGCUGAUGAAGUUUCUGACAUUUUGCUUAGACUAUGAACAGCAUCCUGGGGAAUACCAGGAUUUCACACAGCGCCCCUUUUCCGAGUACUUAAAGACUCAAAAGUUAACCCCCAAUCUCCAGCACUUUAUACUACACUCGAUCGCAAUGACAGAGCCAUCCUGCUUGACAGUCGACGGCCUUAAAGCAACAAAGCACUUCCUUCAGUGUCUUGGACGGUACGGCAACACUCCCUUCUUAUUCCCCUUGUACGGCCAAGGGGAAAUCCCCCAGUGUUUCUGCAGGAUGUGUGCUGUUUUUGGUGGAAUCUAUUGUCUUCGCCACAGAGUGCAGUGCCUUGUGGUUGACAAGGAAUCUGGAAGGUGUGAAGCAGUGAUAGAUCAUUUUGGUCAGAGAAUCAGUGCGAAGUAUUUCAUAGUGGAGGACAGCUACCUUUCCGAGGACACCUGUGCAGGCGUGCAGUAUGAGCAGAUCUCUAGGGCUGUGCUCAUCACGGACCAGUCCGUGCUCAAGGCAGAUUCUGACCAGCAGAUCACCAUGUUGACAGUCCCUCCGGCGGAACCAGGCGCGCGUGCCGUUCGGGUCGCUGAGUUAUGUUCUUCCACCAUGACGUGCAUGAAAGACACCUACCUGGUGCAUCUGACCUGCUCAUCCGCCAGCACAGCAAGAGAAGACUUAGAACCAGUGGUGCAGGAAUUGUUCACCCCCUACGCGGAGACAGAAAUAGACGAGGGGGACCCUCCGAAGCCGCGGCUCUUGUGGGCUCUUUAUUUUAACAUGAGGGACUCCUCAGGGGUCAGCAGAAGCUCUUACCAUGGCUUACCUUCCAAUGUGUACGUCUGCUCCGGGCCUGACUGUGGACUAGGAAACGAGCACGCAGUCAAGCUCGCUGAAACCCUUUUCCAGCAGAUCUUCCCAGGAGAAGACUUCUGCCCCCCACCGCCCAAUCCAGAAGACAUUAUCUUCGAUGGGGAUGACAAGCAACCAGAGGCUCCUGGGACCAAUACUCUCAUCGUGGCCAAACUAGAAUCCUCCGAAGGAAGCCAAAACUUAGACAGCCCAGGACAGCAUCUUCAAAAUUAGGAAAAAAGAAAAGGAGGCUGGAAAUGCUACUGUGGGCCUUCAUCCUAGCAUCCGAAUAUUCUCAUUUAAAGGACAGCUUCCUGAGUAAUUAGAAGUGGUUAUGUGAUGAGUGCCAUUAGUCACUGGAUGUCUGUUAACCUGUCAGUUACUGAUUCAUUAGUUAUUGAACUGUUUUUUGUUUGUUUCAGAAUGUACUCCGUGCUCCAGAAUCUUAAACAGCGUUAGCUUUAUUUUAGUAUUGGGUGUAUAGGUGAGGGUUCCAUAUUAGCAACUGUGCUUUAAGGAGGAUUAUGUUGUAUCUGCUAAUGACUUUCAGAUUUUAUUCUUGUCUACAAUGACAGUGUCUAAAGGGUAUUUUACUUUGCAGCUAAGAUAGUUGCUACCACCUCUGAGUAAAACACACAGUAAAUUAUGUGGGUCUUUUGUAUAUAAUAUAAAAAUUUAUGGUAGCAAUAGCAACUAAUGCAAGUGCCAAUAUAAAAUUGUCUAAUUAAAAGACUAGCUUUGCAUGAUCCUUUAUUUGUGAAGGUCUGAUGUUUACAAAUGUCUCACUGUUGAGUUCUCCUAAGCCACCGUUGUAACCCAGAAGGCAACAUCACCACCACAAUCUUCUAACAUUAGAACAAGAGCCAGAAAGUCCAGUUACUUGUUGAAGAGCUCAUUCUUGGGAGGUUCCAUCAGAGAAAAUGUAGGGGAGAAGAUUCAUUCUGAUUCAAUAUUUCAGAAAAUGUCUGUAGAACCCUGGCACCGAAAAGAAGAAUUUCCAACCAGUCACUCAGGCAAAAAUAAAAAACAAAUGACUAGGAACCAGAUACUUCAGAAGGACUGUUUUCAAAUCCCCAAGGAGGAACCAAGUGAGUCCAUUUGAACCCGGGCUUCCCUUGCCCCGCCUUCUCAGUGAGGGUGAGCAUUCCUCCUCGUUGGCUCGAGCAUUAUAAUUCGCAGCAUGAACUGCAGCUGACAGGAGUGAAUCUAAGCAGGACUUCCCACAUCCCCUUGGUGUGUCCCACCCCACAAAUACAGAACCACCUUCAUCGUCGCUCUGCCUCUCGGCUGGUAUCUGUGUAGGGCAUAGAAAUACACAGUUUCCCAGGCCCACCAGGAGUCGAAAAGCUCUUAGUCCAGUGAUGCGGUCCAGCUGUGGAACCGUAAGAAGAGGUGAACCUCUCCCUUCCAGUCCCCUUUGCAUCCCUCAGUGAGAAUGAGCUUCCUGUAGGGAGAGAGGCCAUCAGGAGAGUUUCUGUUCCGGAAAUGGCCUUGACUGUGUGCUGGCCACUUACCAUGCUCUCUCAUUACGGCUCCUCAACCCUGAGAGGCAGGUGUUGAAUACAUUUUCAAAGCAGAAAGCAAGACUUCGUUCAUCCUUUUCUCCGAGUCUGGUAGGUAAAGAGCCUGCAUUGGGAUCCAGGCUUUCGUGAUUUCAAAAUCCUUCCAUGAACAUUAACGUAGAAGAAUGCGGAUUCCAGAGGAGGAGGGAAAAUGCCCCUGGAAGUCAGUCUGUUGUUGCUGGUGAAGGAAAGGAGACAGAAAUUGGUCUCCGCUCAUUACCGAAUUGGAGAAAUGGGAAGAUUAGGAGUAAAAAUAAAGAUAGCUGAGAGCUGCGGACCUCAUUGAGACAGAAUCUGGCUAAGUUUUAACAAAAGAAUGCUUUCUUAUCAUGUAUCUUUUGAUCUGAACACCAUGUCAUGAGAAAACAGAUGUACUAAGCCAAAAGGUGUUCUGAGUAGUCUUUUGUUGCUGUUCUAUGUGCGGAAAACGAAACAAGAAAGAUGAAGUCAUUUAUGCCUUUCUGAACGUAGAGAAGUCAUAAAUUGGUUUUAUAUGGUUUUUGAAUAUAGCAAAGUGAUAUUGGGUGGAUCCUAAAGUUUAAAUCCAGCCAAAA